UGUCCUAUUGAAAUGGAGUACUCCAGGAGUAAGAUGCUACUCAGUGUGAGAAGGGGCGUCAGAAUCUGGGCCAUGUCUAGCACAGUGAUCACACUUGGUGCUAUACAAUGAUCAGAAUAUGCCAGACAUAUAGCAGAGCUCUUGCCUUGAAGAAUUUACAUUCUAAAAGCACAGUGUGGAUAAUAUAGAGCACAAUACAGUUCAGAGAAAGCACAAAGUGGGAUGGUGAUUGUUCUAGCUCGAAUGCUUCACAGGAAAGUUUUUUGAUGGGGAGGGCACUUGGCAUAUGUUAACUAAAGGCUCUUUCAAGGGCUGUGGGCAGUAUGAAAGAGCACAAAUUUAGGAAUAUGUGAAAGAAACAAAGGGAGCAGUCAAGAGAAACCAGUGUCUUUCAAAGUUAGCAGGCAUGUUUGCUGUCCGAGAUCUGUGAGUGGGUUGUCAUCCAUAUACUGAAAAUGUGUUUUCAAGGGCCUAAUUGCUCUGUAACAAUAUUGGUAAAGAGAUAAAACUAUCAGAAUACUCUGUGAUAUUACAUGCAAAUAAGAGUAUUUGUUAAGAUUGUAUGCUACAUGAAUUAAUUCUCCUAAAGAAAAGUGAAGAUAAAAAGCACUAUUAUAAAUGCUAAGCUUUGUGCCUAUUAUUCUUCCCUAGAAAUCCAGUCUGAGAAAUACAAAUCAGUUGUAUUUUGGACUUAUCUUAAUAUUUUACAUAAAGACUUCUCUAAUGAUUUAACAAGAAAUGGUCUUCAAAAAGAAAUCCAGUUACUUUUAUUUCUUUGAAGAUGCCAAUAGCAGUGACUUUGCUAAAAUGAAGUUUUCCUUACCAGCACCGAACUGGGAGGAGACACAGGACAAGAUGCCAAAACAGAAUAAGCUGUCACUACAGACUUCACCAGCUGAGGGUAGUUUGAUAGAAUGCACACUAGAUGACAUAGAGAUGGCUUUUAGGAAAAAGCUGUACUCAACCUAUCAGGACAUUGAAAAAGCCUUCAGAGCAUUUGAUGUCAGUCAGAAUGGAUUUGUGUCUUUGGAUUACUUAAAGUCAGUCAUAAAUGGCUUUAUAUUUCCAUUACCAAAUGGAACUUUUCAAGAGCUAAUGAAUAGAUUUGGAUUUAAAGCCACAGGUAAAAUUGCCUGGCAUCAAUUUUUAGAGAAAUUUCAGGACCCUCUGACAUAUGAAAAUGGACAGACACUUCCUAUAAGAAAGAACCACAGAGUACACCCAAUCAGAGGAAUGGAUGAAGCUUUCUCAAGUAACAGUAUCCUUCUAAAGCUGCGCAGACACAUCCAAAAUGCAUAUCCAUCACUGAAGCAGGCAUUUCUCAUGAUUGAUACAAAACAAGAUGGAAAGAUCACAAGAAAUGAGCUUCGUCGCGUUUUGGACUGCAUCUUAUUUCAAAUAAGAGACAAGGACUUCCAAGACCUAAUCAAGAUAAUUGAUCCAGAACACACUGGGUACCUCAGCUACCAUACAUUUUUAGACUUGUUUGAAGAAAAGGAAUCUCUAAUGGGUCAUAAAUGGCUUAAUGGAACAAAGGAAGUUAAGAAGCCACCUUCUCUUGUUCUAGCUUGGGAUACUGUGGAAGACAUUCUUUCGGAUAAAAUCACAGAAAAUUGGAAAGACUUCCACAAGGCUUUGCAGACCUGUGACCCUAAAUGUACAGGCAUUAUUAGCAGAAAUCAGCUAAGAAAAAUUGUACAUAUAUAUUGUCCCUCUUUGUCCGAUGAACAAUUUACAAAACUAUGCCAUAAAUUUCAAGAUAUUUCUCCUGAUGGGAUCCUUUACAGGAUGCUUUUGGAGAGCUUAGGAGUUGCUGUUUUACCGGGUGACUUAACUGGUAUCAGCACACAGAUCUCAAAGGGAAGUCAACAGAGAGAAGAAAAAAGACAAACAGAUCUUUCAGAGAGAAUGAAACAGAUUGAAGAUCAAGCCAAUAAGCAUACCAAGAAUAGAACUGUUGAUGAAGUAAUUGAAAGGCUCAAGGACAGUGUGAUACAACAGGAAGCAACUAUUAAAGACAGCUUUCUUGCCUACAACAAGCAACCAAAUGGAAAAAUUAGUAAAGAUGAUUUCCGGAAGGUGUUGGAAGAUCAUGGGAUGCCAAUGGAUGAUAGCCAGUUUAAUCUACUGACUGAGAAAUUAGGAUUCCCAAAUGGAGGGCUGAGUUAUCUUGAUUUUGUAGCAGUAUUUGAAGAUCCCAGACUGAAUGGACCAGGAGCUACAUUAUAUUGCAGUCCAAAACACCGAGUAAAUAGCACUAAAUUUCACUACAUGACUGCUGAAGAAUGUCUAAGUCAAUUUAAUGAUAAACUGAUGGAAGGAUAUGGGGACACCUACUCUGCCUUCCGUAAAACAGAUAGUAACCGUGAUGGUAUCAUCAACAUGCUUGAUUUUCGACACCUCCUGGAGAGCUUUGUGUUCAUCCUUACAGAUGAGGAGUACUCACGACUACUUGGUAUAUUGGGCAUGAACCUGAACUCUACAUUAAAUUACCAGGAAUUCCUUCAACUGUUCCAGAACCAAGAAACAAAAGAGGCACAUCCUUGGCUGAAUCCAUCUCACAAACCAAAACAGACAGUAACGGAUGCAGAACUAGCUUGUGAUCAGGCUCAUUACUAUCUUGUUAUCAAAGCACAGACCAGAUGGCAUGACCUAGCAAGGACUUUCCGUGAGUUUGAUAGCGAAGGCAAUGGCAUUGUGCAGCCAGAGGAUUUGAGAGCUGUCUUGUUCAGAUUUGCCAUUCCAAUCACCCCAAAAGAAUUUGAAAAGCUUUGGGCAAGGUAUGAUACAGUUGCAAAAGGCUACCUUACUCACCAAGAAUUUCUGCAGAAAUUGGGGUUAGAGUUUGCACCAGCUGACACCGGACUAAGCAGACAUAUUGUGGAAGACAAUUAUGCAAGUUUAAUGGAGCAUUACAGUAAUCAGCAAAAGAAGCAUUUGGAGAUGGAAGAGCAGCAGAAACAGCAAACUAAAGCCCUACAUGUCAGUGAGAUUAAAAAGCAGAUCAAGGAUAAAUUUAGGGACUACUUCCAAGACUUCAACAAGGCCUUUUAUAGACUGGAUAAAAAUAAAGAUGGCUAUAUAACAGUAGAUGACCUACGCAGGAUGCUGCAAGAAUUCAACUAUUAUCUUGAUGAUGAACAGUUCACCAGUCUUCUAAACAGUUUAGGAAUCAGUAUUCAUGACAGCAAGCUCUCUUAUUUUGAUUUCCUGAGAGCGAUUGAUGAUGGCAGAGCAUCUAAAUACCAGAAGAGACAAAAGCAUGCUGCACCACCUGCAAGCUUUGCAAUGCUCAGCUUAGAAAAGACUCUAAUUAAGAUAAAAGAAAUAGUUACAUCUUCUUAUGAUUUGUUAUACAAGGCAUUUUCUCUGUUUGAUAAAGAAGGCACUGGGGCAAUUAAAGCACUGGAAUUCCGCCAGGUACUUGACCAUUUCUGCUUUAAACUAUCGGACAGGCAAUUCAGGCACCUACUCAAGAAGCUAAGGAUUUAUGAAAAUCAUACAAUAGACUGGAAAUUUUUCCUGAAAAAUAUCAAUCUCCUCUUAGAGACUGAGGAAGGGCAGAAAGUCGCUCAGCCUAAAUCUUCUCAGGAGCUGUCAAAGAAAGAUAUCCUUACACGUAUACAAGAAGUAGUGACUGCUCGCUUUAACACCAUUGCACGAGAGUUUAAAGAUAUCGAUUGUGAGAAAGUUAAUACAGUAUCAAAAGAGGACUUCCGGGGUAUUUGCAACCGUCAGUUUCUGCUUCUGACAGAUGAACAAUUUGAAAACCUCUGGAAUACAGUGCCUGUUGAUGCCGAUGGAAGACUGAAGUACUGUGAUUUUUUGAAGAAAUUCAACUCCGAAGUAGUGACAAUGCCAUCAGAUACUCCAUCCACAAACAAUGCUCCAUGUUCCUCCAAGCCCACUACCCCUGCUGAGCCUGGGUCAGGGUUACCUUCUCAACCUUCACGUCCCAAGACAGCAUCUUCUCCAUUAGGUCAAGUAAAAACUCCAAUGUCCAGCCGGCCUCGUACUGCAAUGGCAUGGUCCCCACCUUUACUGAACUGCGAACCAAUAGAAAAUAAAAUAAGAAAGAUCAUUCAACAUUCCUGGAGAGAAAUACUGAAAGACUGUAGAGAAAAGGAUGUUGACCGACUAGGAGAAAUCUCAACAUCCGAUUUCUUAGCCAUAGCAGAGAAGUUCAGUUUGGAUUUAAGUAAAGAAGAGAUUAGCCAAAUAGCAACAAAAUACGACAUUAAGAACAAUGACAAAUUUGCAUACUGUGACUUUCUCCAAAGCUGUGUCCUAUUAAUGAAACCACAAGAAAGUUCAUUGCUACAAAGGAUGAUCAUUCAGAAGCCACGAAUACCGAGGAGUCCUGGACCGCAGAGCCUGACAUUUUUCAAUGCAAUGCUAAGAAUUCAACCCCAGAUCUUGCACUGCUGGAGACCGAUGAGACGAACGUUUAAAUCCUAUGAUGAAAGUGGGAGCGGGCUGUUAAGUGUUCAGGAUUUCAGGCAGGUGCUGCGUCAGUAUCACAUCAACCUGACUGAGGAAGAGUUUUUUCACAUUUUGGAAUUUUAUGAUAAAUCAUUAUCUUCAAAAAUGUCCUAUAAUGAUUUCCUCCGGGCAUUCUUGCAAUAGGAAAUGGAAGGUGUCAUCAAAUGCAAGAAACUAUAGAUAACAGAGCUAAUGACUGAUUUAUAAUUUCUAAUUAAUAAAUUAACCAACUAUAGCUUUUCUUUUUGCAUCAGCAAUCUCAAAAUACUUACAAUUCUGACAAAUACAGUGGCCAUAGGUUGUAGAGCAAAUCUACAUGACAGAACUAUUAAUAUUCACAUAAUCCAUUUAUCUGAGACCUUACAGGCAUCUGCAAAAGAAAUACAAUUAAGAAAAUAUUUUUUGUAAUUAAAGUUUUAUUAAUUAACCCCCCUUUUUAAUUUCAAUAAAGAUUUGAAAGGCCUACUAUUCACUUUUAUAAGAUAUAAUAGAAAUAAUACAUUUGGAAAAUUAUAUAAUCCUUCAUUAUUAGAAAAUUAUCUGCUUUACAAUCUCUUUCCUCCCACUUGAUCAUGCAGUGACAUAUUUAGAUCUCCAGUAGCUUUAUAUGUUGACAUGGAACAGCUAUUAUACUCUGAAAAGACACACUAGCUGUGCCUUGACGUGUCAUCUUUUUCCAAUGAAACCUUUCCCCAUAAUUUUCCCAUAUUUGAACAUAAAAAUGGAAGUUAAAAAUAAAAUUAGAAAGAGCUAAUUUGCCAUUCACUAUUGUAUUUGUCACUGCAAAUGUGGAAGUGUAUACCUCUAACUUGCGUCUCCUCAUGUUAACCCAAGAUUUAUUUUUAUGGAUUUUUAUGGAUAAACUAUUUUUCAUAAUGUAUAGUGCACUAAAAGUAAAAUAUCCAGUUAGAUUUAUUGGUUUUGUGAAAGUGAAUAGUUUGAGCACCUAUUAGAAAAUUAUGGGGAAAGGUUUAAAUGGAAAAAGAUAACAUGUCAAGACACAGCUAGUGUGUCUCUGGUAUAUGUAGAUUUUAAAAGAGAAAUUAAAAGAUAAUUAAUUUGGCUGCCAAUCUCUUUGGUAAGCAGUGAACUUAUGAUCAGCAGGUUCUGUUUUCUGGGCUUAUAUCAAGACUCAAAUGGGUACAUUCAGUAACUAUUAGGACAGUACAUCUCUUUGUGGCAUCUUGGAUCUGUUCUCUGCCACUCGGUCAUUUUCACUAAUCUACUGAAGAGCUCUAUGUCACCACAAUAUGUGGUGGCUUUCCAUGUUUCUUUGCUUUCCUUCAAAUAAAAAAUAAAGUUAUUUUUAAAAAAAGAGAAAGAAACCUCUCAAAGAACAAGUUCUAGAUUGAUAGGUGAGUCUCUUCAGUCAUUGUCUAGAAAGUGAUCAGUGGUAGGAUGCUUGAAUGAAGGCAUAAAAGGUGCAAACAUUUUCUAUACCUAACAUUUUUAAUGCAUUUAUAGCAACAUCUUAAAAAGAGUUGGUAAAGUAGCACCAAAGAUUUCAAUACAAAGCAGAGUAACUACUAACUGGGGUAAUGCACAUCCAAACAAUUUCUCUUUCUUAUUGCUGGUGAACUUGCCGGCCAUUACUAUGGGUCUGAUCCAAAGACCAUUGAAGUCAGCUGAAAGAUUCCCACUGACUUUAAUGGGGUUUGAAACAGGCUUUGUCUGAGGAAAUACUUAAUCUCAUUUGAAACUUCAAAGAAGAUGUUUGGUGGAUUUUAAAUGAAAAGUGUUAAUGAGACUUGGGGUUGUUUGGCUUUGGUGAUUUUGGUUCUUGAUCUCUCAUAUCAAUAUGAUCUGUAUUUUGUUUAUCACACACAGUUCAGGAACACUUGUUAUAUAUUCAAGGAAUGAUACUUGAAAAUUGAUACACUUGAGAUAGUAACACAAAGGAUACUUUGUUACAUUUUCUUUGAAAAGUAUUUCCCACAUAUAAAUCCAUUCAAUGAGAACUGCAUUUAGUGCUUAGGUAUAUAACUAGAAUGAUGUAAGGGGGUUCUCCUCUACCAACCCAAUGUGCAAAAGUUCCAAGUUCCAUUUACAGGUAAUUUAUAUGGAUUCACAUAAAUAAAAGAAUCUAAAAUCCAUUUAACCUUUUUAUCUUUAAUUUUAUUCUGAAAACUGAUCUCAAGACUUUAGUUUUUUACGAAUAUUUUCCACACUUAAUGUACAUCAGUCAAUGAAAUUCAAAUGCAAUAUACCUGUAUUGAGUUGUGUUAUUUCUAUGCUGUUUGCAGUUGUAAAAGAAUUAAUUUUCACCAAAUUUACUAUUUGGAGUAUACCUAAACAAAGUAUAAUAAAAAUCAAAAC
This is a messenger RNA of Chrysemys picta bellii (western painted turtle), 6798 nucleotides long. The record is from RefSeq and is a predicted model, not a curated record. NCBI's taxonomy places the organism in Eukaryota, Metazoa, Chordata, Testudines, Emydidae.